This is a messenger RNA of Penicillium waksmanii, 1782 nucleotides long. Its product is annotated as T6SS phospholipase effector Tle1-like catalytic domain-containing protein. Bases 1 to 1782 code for a protein of 593 amino acids. NCBI's taxonomy places the organism in Eukaryota, Fungi, Ascomycota, Eurotiomycetes, Eurotiales, Aspergillaceae. The transcript has 2 exons. The record is from RefSeq and is a predicted model, not a curated record.
AUGGCGGACAAUAGGAAAGACCAUGAACUUCAUCGACAGCCGAAACAGUUUGUUUUGUGCUUUGAUGGCACCGGGAACAAAUUCGCCGGUGAUACGUCGGAUACUAACCUCGUGAAAAUCUAUCGUAUGCUCGAUCGCAGCCAAUCCCACCAGUACCACUACUACCAACCGGGAAUCGGCACAUACCUCACCUCACACUCACUUGGGAGCAAAGGGAGACUGAACCGCGUCAAAUCGUCGUACAAGAAAGCAAAAGAUGCCGCGUUGGGUUCUUCCUUCGAUGAGCAUGUCCUGGGCGGUUACAAGUUUCUCAUGAGAUACUAUUCACCCGGCGACAACAUAUUUUUCUUUGGAUUUAGCCGGGGGUCCUACACGGCGCGCUUUCUGUCCGAGAUGCUUGAUUUCGUCGGUCUCCUCCAACCUGGAAAUGAGGAGCUGAUUCGUUUCGCGUGGAAGACAUUCGCAAAAUGGCAACAGCGGAAGGACUCCACGGAGAAGGAUAAAGAGGAAAGACGCAGACUUUUCGCUUUCAUGCAGGCCUUUCGUGAGACCUUUAGUCGGCCUGUUAGUCGAAUUAAGUUUCUGGGUUUGUUUGAUACUGUUAAUAGUGUGCCUAUAUUUGAAAAUGCGUGGUUGGAACGGAGCAAGUUCCCAUAUACGGCGCAGACAACUGCGCGGGUUAUUCGACAUGCUGUCUCGAUUGAUGAGCGUAGAGCCAAGUUUCGACAGGACUUGAUUUCUGAGGUGAAGCCUAUUGCCCAUGAACCGAAGCAUCCGCAUCGACUGAGGCAUUUUCUUUCUCGGGAUGAUCAACAGGAGAAAACAGAAGUGCCUGAAAUUGUACUCAAUGCCACCGAGGAAGAGCGAAGUACAAGAGGCCAGGUGGUUCCUCGUGCGGAGGAAAGAUACCGCGCACCCACACCCUCGCCCAAUCGACGACAUAGCACGGAAUUUCCCAGGAACAAUGCUCUAUUGUCCGACAGGGUCUCACUCAAGAGUACUAUUUCUCGGCAACCACUUCACGUCCCAUAUUUGAAUGAGCCCGAACACGAAGGAGAGGAAUAUGGGGACGGACAAGACAUUUCAGAGGUAUGGUUUUCAGGACAACAUGGCGAUGUUGGAGGGGGUUGGAAACUCAACCCUCAAGACAAUUGGCCAUUGAGCCACCUACCUCUUGUGUGGAUGGUAAAAGAAGCCCAGCUCGUUGGGCUGGAGUUCGAUCCCGAGAAACUCAGGCGUUUCAACUGCUUCGAAGACGAUAAGGGAGAUGGGCCAAUUUACUUUCACGGGAACAUUUUACCAACUAGCACCCCGGAGACUCAAAGUGGCCCCUUCAGUCAUCGAAACCACUCAGAUCCAUUCCAAGAAAUCGUAACCCGCACCAUGGAUCAAGGGAUUGUGCACGACUGUCUCACAUAUGGGGGUGGACUGUCAUUCCUUUCCACAUUGUCUUGGAGGCUAAUGGAAUAUCUGCCAUUCCGAAGAAUGGAUCUGCAGCCAGACGGGUCUUGGAAACCGAUUAGCUGGCCCCUUCCUCGUGGUGAAGUGCGCGAUAUUCCAGAUAAUGCCCAAAUUCACGUCUCUGCCAUCCAUCGUCUGAGGACUGAUCACAAUUAUCGACCUGGAAAUCUUAUAAUUGGCGGUGGUGGACGGGGUUUCAAGCGGGCGCCCGAGAGAUAUGGGAUUGGAGAGUGGGAAAUUUGUAACCAUAAGGGAGACCUUGUCCGAGAGACUUAUAUUCGAAAGAAGCCAGAGACUGCUUGCAUAGGUGGGACUGUAUAG